GAAGUCGCGGGUCAAACAGUUGCGGCUACUCCCGACGCCGACCCUACUUCACCUCCACCAUUGGGUCGCGAAUCUGGCACCACAUUACAGCCAACACCACGCACAAUGCAGCCUAUUAAACGGACGGCUGUACGCUCUGUGCGGCAGCAAUUGCGCGCGCGCACAACUCAGCAAGGACAACGUCGCUUCGCUGGCGACCAUCACGGACCGGAGCUCGUGUCUGAAGGACAAGCUGCCCACGACAAGCACCCCCCGAGCCACAACGAGUCCUUUGGCGCGGGCUUCUUCAUCGCUCUCGCAGCGCUACCAGUGUCAUUGGCACUCUAUAAGCUCACGGCGCAAGGCAGUAGCGAGCAGCCAUACUUUACACGAUUGAUCCGGGACACAUACGCAGACUACGCUGUGAAAUGGGCCCAGCGCAAUGAUCUUCACACGCAAGCUAUGCAGCAAGCAGCAUCCGACCGAGCACUAUUCCUCAACGAGCCAAACCAGCAGGCCAGGACAGUGGAUUUGAAGUAUCCUGAAAUCGUGAACGCGAGUUCGCCAUGGAAUGUGCGCGCUGGCCAUGGCAGUGCGAAUCUAGAUGAGCUGAUUGCGAAAUAUGAGAAAGAAGCAGUGGAGGAGAAUGAGAGGAAACUCCAGCAAUUGAAGGAAAACAAAGUCCCUGUCGAACAACCAGUGGUCUAUUUCAGGUAGUUGGACGCUACUUCUGCUACGACACCAGCCAGUCCGGUAUGAGUGAUUUCUUCUGUGCCACUGUAUAUAGUGUACCGAAUAUCGCUGCUGCACUGCCUACCGCAUGACGCAGCUUCAGCGUUGAAGGAGCAUCGCUCUGUCCAUCUCAUUUCAGAGCCUAUCCCGGCAACCGGGCCAUUG
Cercospora beticola is the source of this 876-nucleotide messenger RNA. RefSeq lists its product as uncharacterized. Gene Ontology annotation, cellular component: mitochondrion. The record is from RefSeq and is a predicted model, not a curated record. NCBI's taxonomy places the organism in Eukaryota, Fungi, Ascomycota, Dothideomycetes, Mycosphaerellales, Mycosphaerellaceae.